AUCCUUUUACAAUCAUAAAUUUGGGAAAGAUUUCGUAUCAGUUUUUAGAUAUGGGACAAAGACUAGUAUUAAAUAAUUCUGUUUCAACGGCAAAAGUAUAUUUAAUGCCUAUACCACCACCAGCACCACAUUCUACCUUGAACACAUUCUCUUUUUUAACGGAUCAAUCUCUUUUGAAAAGCUCUGAUGUAGAUAUUCUUUUAUGUGAUGUAAUGACAAAGGAAGUCCCUGAACAAGAUAAUAAAAUAGAUCUUUCUGCAAACGAUUUAACAUUACCAACUGCCCCUAAGCUUUCAUGUCAUUCACUAUCUAAUGAAGCUUCAUUAGUACCCACUUCAAAAAGUUAUCUUAAAAAUAUUACAUAUGAUAAAUCUUUCAACUUUUUGAAACUUAAGGUCAAAGAAUUAGGCGAUUAUCAAUAUAUUGCAAUCAUGUUUCAGAAAGAAUUUGUAAACGGUUUUUUAAUUGGCGAGUUUUUUGAUGAAAGAAUUACAUUAAUGGACAUCAAUACGUCAAUGAAAGGUAUUCAUAUUGACGCAUUUCCUGAGCAUAUUGCCUUGGUGUCAACAUUACGAAUUCCGGUUAUUGACAGCAGUUUGUUAACUUAUAAGAUGUCUGUUCGUCGUACUGGAUGUGUUGACCAACAAAUAUUUGCGCCGUUCUUAAGACAGUCUAUAUCUACAAUGCACGAAUCAAAGUUUAUUGUAAAUGUAGAUAAUGCGGAUUUAAAUAUUCACGGACAAGCGCCAUUUGUCACACCGGUUAGCGCCCCCAAUUCGAGGAGAGGGUUAGAAUUACAAUUCUGGAUGGAUCCUACUUGUUCAGUACCAUUAUCUUUUGAUAUUGAACUAGAUUUAUACGGUAGUCUGGGGAAAAUAGUUAUGAGAUUCCAAAUGGUUGCAGCAGCAUUUCCUUUUAUCAUAGUUAUAAUGACAUUAAGAGCUCAAUUUAGAGAGUAUGAUCGCGGAGGACCAUUUUUGAGUUUUGGGCAUGGAUUAGCACUCUUUGUUCGUCAAACGUUUCCUAAAUUUCUUGCUAUCGUAUCACUAUUAUCAAUUUACCAGUCCAUCACAAAAGCAUCGAAAACAUAUUCAUUGGUAGAUUUAUUUCCAAUGGAUUAUGCAUCAGGAGAUAUGCAAAAAGUCAUUAAAGCCAAAGCUUCAUUCAAUGUAAAUGACACGCUACUCGGAAAUCAAGAUCCUUUUUUUUGGUUUCUUCCUCCAUUAUUUUUCGUUAUGAGUAUUGGAAUAACGACUAUUUGUUGGAUUCUGUUGGGUAGUAUU
This is a messenger RNA of Scutellospora calospora, 1283 nucleotides long. The record is from the annotation of a GenBank genome assembly. Lineage: Eukaryota; Fungi; Glomeromycota; Glomeromycetes; Diversisporales; Gigasporaceae.